Messenger RNA from Bradysia coprophila, 1312 nucleotides. RefSeq names its product beta-glucanase-like. Gene Ontology annotation, molecular function: hydrolase activity, hydrolyzing O-glycosyl compounds. Gene Ontology annotation, biological process: carbohydrate metabolic process. NCBI's taxonomy places the organism in Eukaryota, Metazoa, Arthropoda, Insecta, Diptera, Sciaridae. The record is from RefSeq and is a predicted model, not a curated record.
AUAUUUACUAUAAAAGUGAUUCGCUUCGAGUGAUUUGGCUAAUCGAACAGUGGUCGCCUUACAAUGAAAUUAGUUGCAGCUUUUGUGUGUUUCGUCUACGGUUAUGCUAGUGCUCAGACUCUAGUAUGGUCGGACGAGUUUAAUGGGCCUGCAGGCCAGCGACCAGAUGCAUCGAAAUGGGGACGUGACAUUGGCGGUGGUGGAUGGGGUAACGAUGAACAUCAGUACUACACAGACUCUGCAUCAAACGCUGCACUCGACGGAAAUGGAAACUUAGUGAUAACGGCUCGCCGAGAAAAUCCCAAUAACUAUCAAUGUUGGUAUGGACGGUGUGAAUAUACAUCCGCUCGUUUACUCACUUAUGGAAAGUUUACGCAUCUGUAUGGGACACUAGAGGCCCGAAUUAGAAUACCAAUUGGACAAGGAUUUUGGCCAGCUUUCUGGAUGCUCGGUGACAAUUUCGGUUCGGUUGGUUGGCCAGAGUGUGGUGAAAUCGAUAUCAUGGAAAAUGUCGGCAACGAUCCACUUUUCGUUCAUGGAAGCUUGCAUGGACCGGGCUAUUCAGGUGGUAAUGGCUUGACUAGCAGUUUCCGUUCGCCGAAUGGUCAACCGUUUGCAAAUGAUUUCCAUAUCUACCGCAUCGUUUGGACUCCCGAUUCCAUUACAUGGUCUGUGGAUGGAGUAAACUAUGCAACGAAAACACCAGCCGAUACGCGGGGAAAUCGAUGGGUCUUCAAUCAUCCGCAUUUCUUCAUUUUGAAUUUAGCUGUUGGUGGUCAAUGGCCUGGCUAUCCCGAUCACACAUCCGUGUUCCCUCAAACUAUGGUCGUUGAUUAUGUCAGAGCCUACGCCCAGUCUGGCAAUCCACCACCACCUGUUAACAGAAUAAGAAGUUCGGCUGGAGGACUUUGUCUGGAUAUUGCUGGCGCAAGUAGUGCGAAUCAGACUCCUGUGCAAGUUGUGACCUGCAACGGAAACGCAGCUCAAGACUGGACUAUCAAUAGCAGUGACAAUUCAAUCAGGGCUCUAGGUAAAUGUCUUGAUGUUGCCGGUGGUUCAACGGCAAAUGGCGCAGCCGUUCAGAUUUACGAUUGUAAUGGCAGUGGAGCCCAACAAUGGGUAAUAUCUGCAGCAAAUGAUAUCGUCAAUCUUGCCGCUAACAGAUGUCUGGAAGCUAUUGCACCAGUUCAAGACGGAGCCCGCACAAGGAUCAUGGAUUGUUCAGGACAAUCAAAUCAGAAAUGGACUCGCGCUUAGAUGCAAAAUUGAGAAUGUUUUUGCAAAUAAAUUGAAUUCAAUUGAGGAAGAUUGA